This is a messenger RNA of Adineta steineri, 4677 nucleotides long. The record is from the annotation of a GenBank genome assembly. NCBI's taxonomy places the organism in Eukaryota, Metazoa, Rotifera, Eurotatoria, Adinetida, Adinetidae.
AUGCAUUGGCAAUUGUUAUAUUUUAUUACAUUAUUAUCAAUGACAAUAAUUAAAUCGAAUGCAUCAUUUCUGUAUGAUACAAUUGAUAAUUCAAAAACAACUUUCGAUUGUCUUUAUGCUUAUAUAAAUGAUGAUGGUGAAUCAUAUGAACACGUUUCAUUUCGAACAAAUUAUCUAAUACCUUAUUGUCGACGUCCAUUAUCAAUCGAUCCUAUUAAUAAAAUACAAGGAUAUAUAGAAAAUACAGAUACAUUUAAGAAUUUACGUUUACAAGGAAUUACGAGUGAAAAUCUUCGUCAAUGGUCAAUAUCAAUUGAUAUUAUUGAACUAUAUUCUAUAUAUUUCAUUACAAAUGAUAUCGAAUCUGAUGAAUUUAUUUUUAAUAAUUGUUCAUCAUUAUGGUUUGGUUCGAAUUGUCAAUAUACAUUUAAUUUGAAUAUGUUUAUUGAAUCAUUCGGGGAUUUCGUAGAUUCUUCAUUUGAAGCUCGUCAAUACCAUAUAGAAGAAAACAUUGUAAUACAUACUUGUUAUCCUCAUUUAUCUGGAUGUCAUCGUGGUCCUGAACCGAUGUGUUUAGAUUGGCGUGAAAUAUGUGAUGGAAAAAUCGAUUGUAUUGGAGAGAACUUUGGUAUAGAUGAAGAAUAUUGUAGUGAACUUGAAAUAAAUGAAUGUAACGAAAAUGAAUAUCGAUGUCAUAACGGAGCACAAUGUAUUCCGCAUGAAUUCUUUCGUGAUAGUCGAUUAAGUAAAGAUUGCUUGGAUGGAACAGAUGAACCUGAAGAAUAUCGUCACGAGAUACAAGACACUGGUAGAUGCAUCGGUUCAAUGCGAUUCGCUUGUGAAGAGAAAACAUGUCGUCAACCACAAGAAUUUUCAUGUGGCAAUGGAUUUUGCGUAAAAUCUAACUUUGGUUUUGAUCGUAUUAGUAUGAGACAACAUGCUUGUAACGGUAUAGGUCGUACUGCCUACUAUCUUCAAGCAAUUUGUAAAUCAGCCAAACAAUAUCCGGAUGAUUGCUAUCUUUUAUUAUACUGUAAACUCGGCUUUUAUAACAUUCUCCAAAAUGAUACAUACAAUAUAGAAGAUUGUUUACGUGCAGAUUGGUCAUCAAUAAAUUGUACACUAGAAUAUCUUUCAUUUCCUCUUGAACCUAUUUUACAUGGUUAUUUUCAACCUAUUUAUUCAACUAAAAGCUUGAUCGAAAGUCAUAAUGAUAAUGGAUGGCCAAAAUAUAUCUAUACUGAUCCACGAUUAUGUUUAUAUUUGCCAAAACCAACAACUCAUAUCAAUGGUUUAGAUUGUCGUGAAGCUCCAAAACCUUCGCACAACAAUCGGCUUUUGUCAUAUAAUUUGGAAGAAGAUACUAAGAUUUGUGCAUUAACGGGAAAUAUUAAUAAAUACAAAUCAAAGUCAUCUUUAUUUUAUUGUGAACAAUCUCAUAAAUAUAUAUCGAAACAUCGUCUCAUUGAUGGUACUCAAGAUUGUAAUUAUAAUGAAGAUGAAAGUUAUAAUGAUAGUUGUUCAUUAAAUGAUACUCAACGCUUUACUUGUACAUCAGAAACAAAAUGUUUAUCACCUGUAGGUAUUGGCCAUGAUCAACCUGAUUGCAAAAAUAAAGAAGAUAUAUACAUUGGAAAUCCUGAAAUAUUUGUAUAUGCACGUCUUUGUAAUCGUAUACAUGACGCACAGAUACCACCAGAAGAUAAUGAAGACGAUGAAACCAAUUGUGAAUGGUGGCCCUGUCAUACUCCGUACACUCGAUGUGAUAAGGUUUUGCAAUGUGCUAAUGGUAUCGAUGAAUUGAAUUGUCCUGAUGCUAAUUGUAAUAUUAAUGAAUUUAAAUGUUUAAUUGAUUAUUCAUCUGAUGAUCAUUAUUGUAUUCCUCAAGAAUAUAUUUAUGAAAAACCAAUCGAUUGUAUUAAUCAUGGUUUUAAUGGUCAUGGUUAUCUAAAUCGAACUAUAAUUUAUUCGAAUAAUUUAACUUUUAAUAUUAAUAAAAAAUAUAUAUCAUGGAAAGAAAAGGCUUGUUUAACAAAAAAUGAUGUUUGUGGCUAUUCAUCAACUAAUGAUCAACAAUUAAUAUGUAAUAUUGUUGAAAACGAUAUUCGCAUUAAGUAUGCAUUAACAAUAGAUUUAUAUAAUGGAGCGUCAUGUCGGAUAUUAUCUGAUUCUAGCGAUCUUUAUAAGCGUUAUUAUUUUUCUACAUGGAAUUUAGGAUAUUUUCCACCAGUAAUAAACGAAACAUCAUUAUCAUCUCAACAAUUUAUCAAUAUUAACCCAAAAGAAUCUCUCAAAAUCAAUACUAGUAUUGAAUCAAUCGUAUAUUGUAAUCGUGGAAUUGUUAUAUUUGAAGGAAAAUCUUAUGAAAAGAAAUGUUUAUGUCCACCUAAUUAUUACGGUGAUCGAUGUCAAUGGCAAAAUCAACGUAUUAGUUUAACACUUCAGAUACGUCCAGUAGGUUCACAUAAGAAUAAACAUUCUAUUUAUGAUAUAUUUAUUUAUUUAAUUGAUGAUGAAAAUGAAAUAAUACAUAAUUAUGAAAAAAUUAAUUAUAUGACAUCAAAAGAUUGUAAUACAAAAUACAAUCGUUAUUUACUUUAUCCUAAUCAACCAAAAAAUCCUAAUCAUACCUAUUCAAUACGUAUUGAUAUUUAUGAAAAAUUAACAUUAUUUAAUUAUUAUGCAAGUUGGAAUUUAUCUAUUCCAUUUCCAUUUUUACCAGUUAAUCGUAUAGCAACACAACUUCGUAUUCCAUCAGAAAAAUCUCAACCAUUAACAAAUUGUUCAGCUCAAUGUGGAAACCAUGGACAGUGUUUUAAUUAUAUUAAUACAGCAAAAGAAUUUUGUCUUUGUAAUCAAGGCUAUUCAGGUCGUUUUUGUAAUAUAACGUAUAACUGCUCAUGUUCAUCGGAUUCAAUCUGUUUAAAUUCAUCAAUUUGUUUAUGUUCAUUAAAUAAAUUUGGUUCAAAAUGUUAUUUACAAUAUACAUCUUGUCGAUCGAAUAAUAAUUCAUGUCAAAAUAAUGGUCAAUGUAUAUCUUAUAAUAAUCAUAUAAAUCAUGAUGAUUUUAUUUGUUUAUGUCCGGAAAAUUCUACUGGACCUUAUUGUGAAUAUCAACUAAAUAAAAUUAAUAUUAAUUUUAAAAUCAAUUCAAUUCCAUUAUCAAUCAUUGCUCAUUAUAUUAUUUCACAUGAUAAAAGAAGACAUGAAAAAAUAACAAAGUUUAAAAAAAUUUCAUUGGAUCAAUUUUCAAUUGAAUUAUUUUCUCAAAUUCCAUUUAAUUUAUUAUUUAUUGAAUUUGAAAAGAAUUUUUAUCUUACUGUAGUAAGAGAAAAAUCAAUUCGUUCUGAAAAUAUUGCUACUAAUAUAAAUCAAGAUUACAAAUGUGAAAAUAUAAAUAAACUUUUAAAUUCAACAAUACUUAAUUACACAAAUCUUCGUCGAUUAAAAUAUUAUCAAUUACCAUGUAUAGAAAAUCUCAACUUAAAAUGUUUUUAUGAUGAGAAAUAUAUGUGUGUUUGUGAUAAAAAUCGUUAUUCAAAUUGUUUUGAUUUUAUUCAUAAUGCAUCCCAUAAUUGUCAAGGUAAUAAUUAUUGUGAAAAUAAUGGCGAAUGUCUUCAAGAUAAUAUAACUUGCCCAUCAACUUCAAUAUGUAUAUGUAAGAAAUGUCAUUAUGGAAGUAAAUGUCAAUUUAAUAGCACGGGUUUUAGUACAUCACUUGAUGUUAUAUUUGGAUAUCAUAUUAAACCAUUUAUUUCAUUUACAAAACAAUCCAGCGCAGUAAAAAUAACAGCAUCCAUAACAAUUUUAAUGUUAAUAUUUAGUAUUAUUAAUGGAGUAUUAUCUACAUUAACUUUUAAAAGUGAAUCUUUACUUAAAGUAGGUUGUGGAAUAUAUUUAUUAACAAAUUCAAUCAUAUCAAUAUUAACAAUAACUAUAUUUACAAUAAAAUAUUUUCAACUCAUUGUUUUUCAAAUGAAAUCUAUAACAAAUACAACAUUUAUUCAUUUUAGUUGUAUUUUAACAGAUGUAUUAUUAAAAAUUCUGCUUAGUUUUGGUGAUUGGUUAUAUGUAGCUUUAGCCAUUGAAAGAACAUUAGCUGCUACACAAGGAAUAUAUUUUAAUCAGUCAAAAAGUAAAUCUAUAGCUAAAUAUGUUAUACCGAUAAUAUUAUUAUUAAUAAGUAUAUCUUAUAUUCAUGAUCCAAUAUCUCGUCGAACAAUUCAUGACAUUGAUGAUGAACAAAGAGCAUGGUGUAUUCUUGAAUAUUCAACAAGUUUAAAAAAAUAUGAUAAAUUUAUAAAUAUAUUUCAUGUUUUAAUACCAUUUAUAAUUAAUAUAUUAUCUGCUAUAUGUAUUACUAUUCAAGUAUUUCGAAUACGUGUCAAAACAAAGAAAAAAUCAGCAUAUAAAAAAAUUCUUUAUGCUCAAAUUAAACAAAAUAAACAUCUUCUUAUAUCAUCAUGUAUUUUAAUAUUAUUAUCUAUUCCUCGUUUAAUUAUUUCGUUUUUAUCUGGAUGUAUGGAUUCAAUACGGAAUCCAUGGUUAUAUUUAACAGGAUAUUAUAUUUCGUUUAUUCCACCAUUACUUAUUAUUAUAUUAUUUAUUUUACCUUCAAAAACAUACAAACAGGAAUUUAUGUCUAUUAUACAAAAAAUAAAUUUUAUUUCAAAAUAA